Microplitis mediator is the source of this 2470-nucleotide messenger RNA. RefSeq names its product protein lin-9 homolog. The record is from RefSeq and is a predicted model, not a curated record. Lineage: Eukaryota; Metazoa; Arthropoda; Insecta; Hymenoptera; Braconidae. Gene Ontology annotation, cellular component: nucleoplasm; transcription repressor complex. The transcript has 4 exons. Gene Ontology annotation, molecular function: DNA binding. Gene Ontology annotation, biological process: regulation of transcription by RNA polymerase II; regulation of cell cycle; DNA-templated transcription. Bases 171 to 2156 code for a protein of 661 amino acids.
AUAUAUAUAUAUUUUAGUGUCAGUGAGUUUGAAAAAUAUUAAAUAUUUAAUUUAAUUUGCUGUCAUUGUUUGUUUUUUAAAUUAAUUUUUUUGUUUAUUAUAAAUUAAAUUUUUAUUUAUGAGCCAAAUUUAAAAAUAACGCGGGCGAAUCAGCUGAGACUUUGCUGUCAAUGAAGAAUGGCGGUUACCCAGCGGUCGACGAGAUAAAACAAGAGACACGUGAUUUCGAGGAUGACGAGAUGGACAUUGACGAGCAUUCUUAUAUGAACAAUUCCAUGGACAUGGACGACGAAGACUCGGAGCCAAUGCCCGAAUUAGGGCCUGCUGCUCUGGGUCUCCAGCGAGUUGGGACAAAACCACCGCCUAAAAAAUCAAACCCUCCGCAGCCUGUCCAGGUUUUGAACAGACGAGGAAUGCCUGCCAGGAUCAGGAAAAAGAAUAAAUUAUUUUACGAUGAUAUCCUGGUUAAUCAUCCUCACCACAGAAUUAAAAAAGAACCAGGAACACCAGAAGUAAAACCCUCACCACGGAAAAUGUUGAAACCAUCUCCAGCUAAAAAACUUCUCAAGAGUCCGGCAUCCGAGGAAAAGAAGAAACCGGAGCGCGAAAAACCUUCACUGCCUCCACCUCCAACUCCACCACCGCCGCCUCCACCAGCUCCAGCAACGCGUACGCCAUCAUCGGCUAAAAAAGACAAAGACAAAGACAAGGAAAAAGAUAAAGACAAGGAUAAGGACAAGGACAAGGACAAGGACAAGGAUAAGGAUAAAGAAAAAGAAAAAGACAAGGAGCGAGAAAAUGCCAAGGAACUUGAGAACAAAACAGUGAGACCAAGUUCUCCAGAUCGUAGAGUUGGUCAGAAAAUAGGAAUGAGGCUGCGUAAUUUGCUGAAACUUCCUAAAGCUCACAAGUGGGUCUGCUACGAGUGGUUCUACAGCAACAUCGACAAGACAUUAUUCGAAGGCGACAAUGAUUUUAUGAUUUGUUUGAAAGAAUCAUUUCCGCAAUUGAAGUCACGUAAGCUGACGCGCGUCGAGUGGUGCAAGAUCAGGAGGAUGAUGGGAAAGCCACGGCGUUGCUCCCAGUCGUUUUUUGAAGAGGAGAGACGAGAAUUGGAACGUAAGAGACAAAAAAUACGAAUGUUACAGCAACGUAAGACCGCUGACGUUAACAGUUUCAAGGAUUUGCCCUCCGAGAUUCCGCUGCAGCUGGUGAUUGGCCAGAAAGUCACCGCGAGAUUGAGGAAACCUCAGGACGGUUUGUUCACUGGAAGCAUCGACGCCGUUGAUACCAGCAACAACACUUACAGAAUAACGUUCGAACGUGCUGGCUUAGGUACGCACAGUGUACCUGACUACGAAGUAUUAUCCAAUGAACCACCAGAGACAAUAAGCGUGGCUUCAUUUGCCCAAAAAUUCCGACCACGGCACGUCCAAUAUGUGCCGUCACCGCCUUAUGCCUUGAAGUUGCGCUCGCCGCGUAUCAACAAUGAUCCGCUGAUCUCCAACGCUGCUAUUUCUUCAGCUAAAAAAUCACAACUCGGUGGUGUCAUAAAUGGCUACCCAAUGCGACUUCUAGACAACAUUGUCCGGGUCACUAAAAUAUUAAACGCCAAGAAACAGAGAAUCCAGAAGAUCCGGGAUAUGAAUACUGCCGCGGAAAAGAGCAAAUCAUUUGGCGAUGAAUUGCCGCCAGAUUUUGAACGCAAGUACGCGGCUAUUGUAGUCGAGUUGGAAAAAAUGAACGCUACUUUGCAGGAUUAUUUGAAUGACGUGCAAGAAUUAUGUCAAGAAAUAGCUCCGGAACCGAGUAUCGCUGCUAUGCUGGCGCCGAGUCAUUUACGCGAGAGAUGCAGACAAGAAGCUGCUGAUAUGGUAGCGCGUAAUAAUAUUAUCAAUGACAAAGGCCCGUCGAAAAUGAAUCAACUUGUCACUGACUUGACUGCUCUGAUGCUUCAAGUUAAGUCACUAUCAGACUCCGACCGCAACGCCUACGAACUGAAAGUACUGCAAGGAACAAUGGAACAAAUCAGAUCAAAAUUGAAUCCAAAAAAUCAACAAGUAUUUCAAAAUUGUGUUGAAAUUCAUAUGAAACACAUUCAACUUGGUCUGGGACAAAUGGGCGCGCUGACGCCAUUCAUGGCGCCCAAAGCCUAAUUUAUUUAUUUUUUCGCUUCAUAUUUUAUUUAAUUAAAAAAAAAAUUUAUUUGUUUACUGAUCAAGUUGUUAUUAAUUGCCAACAAUUUGAGCGGCUGUUUAUAAUGAUGAUGUAAAAAGUUUAUCGAUAUAAAUUAAUAAUACUUGUAAUUUUAAUAAUGAUUAUUAUUAUAAUUAUUAUUGUUUAAAUUAAUAAAUUUUAAUCGAGAUUUGAAUUACUGUGGUUGAUUGCAGCUUCAAUAAUUAUUUAAAGUAAAUCGAUAAUUUUUUCUUCAUUGUUACUGAUAAGUUUAGCAAUAAGAUACACUAAUUAU